AUGGGAGAACUGUAUUAUCAAAACAGAGAAAUCAGUCAAAGAGAUGACAUCCAAUGGACAGCAGUUGUGACCAAACCUAUUGACAAGAAAGUGGAUCUCAUCGCAGACAGGGCUCAACCAAUACGAGUGACCGAAGAAUUAACCCCUAAAACUAAGAGACAAAUUAGUCCCGGGGUCUGGGUCUUAGACUUUGAGCAGAUAAUGGUUGGAUGGGUUGGGAUCAAAGUCCCUAAGAAUCAGAAAUCUUUGAGAAUACAGUUAAGACACUCCGAAGCUAUCAAUCCUAACGGCACUCUCUAUACACUCAACUACCGAACCGCCCGUUCCAUUGAUACUUAUGUUAUUGAAGACUCGGGUUCGUCUGGCUUUAUGCUUGAGCCCCACUUUACAUACCAUGGCUUUCGCUACAUAGAGGUGACCGGCUUUCCCGGUGAACCCAAGUUGACUGACUUUGUGGGUCGUGUCGCCCAUACGGACACUCCAUUCACUGGACAUUUUGAAUCAGACAACAAUCUCCUGAACCGUUUGUGGCUAAACGUGUUGUGGAGUCAAAAGGGGAAUAUAUGGUCCAUACCUCACAUCUGCUCCCGGGAUGAGCGCCUGGGCUGGACGGGUGACAACGCAGCCAUCGUUCAUACGGCCAGUUAUAACGCCGACGUUUCGGCCAUUUAUAGCAAAUGGUUGCGGGAUGUGAGGGAAGCCCGUCGUAAUGGCGGCCACUUCUCAAACGUGGCGCCCAGACUGGUGGCUACGGAUGAUGGGGCGCCGGCAUGGGGUGAUGCGGGCGUUAUAGUGCCCUAUCAUAUAUGGCGUAUGUUUGGAGACAAACAGAUACUGGAAGUCAGUUACGAGUCGAUGAAAACGUGGAUUGAAUUCAUACACAAAUCAAAUCCUGAUUAUGUCUGGACCAAGGAUGUUUAUGCAAAUUUUGGUGAUUGGCUGGAAAUCAAUGCCCAGACACCCAAAGAUGUAUUUGAUACGUGCUUUUUUGGUUACGACUCCCUACUUAUGACCCAAAUGGCCGGUGCUCUCAACCGCACGGAUGACAUGAAGCUUUACACUGAAUUGCAUACAAAUAUCUCCAAUGCCUUCACAAAAGCAUUUGUCAACACAACUGACGGCAAAAUCAAAGGCGAUACUCAAGCCGUGUAUGUGUUAGCCCUGGCCUUCGAGCUCUUACCCCAAAACCUGAGACCAUUUGCGGUCAACCAUUUGGUCGACAAUAUUAAGGCCCACGACUACCACUACACCAAUGGGUUUAUCAGUGUGGGUUUUGUGAAUGAGGUUCUGGUAAAGUAUGGGCACCGGGAUGUUGCAUAUCGACUGCUAUUACAAGAUUCAUUUCCCUCGUGGGGGUAUGAAAUAGCACAUAACGCCACCGCAAUGUGGGAGCACUGGGAUACCUGGACUGAGGACAAGGGGUUUAUGGACCCCGGGAUGAACUCAUUCAAUCACUUCAGUCUGGGAUCUAUCGGCAGAUUUAUAUACCAAUACGUGGCCGGUAUUGAUACCGACGACCAAAUGGUGGGAGUCGUAACCAAAAAAGCA
This is a messenger RNA of Oppiella nova, 1548 nucleotides long. NCBI's taxonomy places the organism in Eukaryota, Metazoa, Arthropoda, Arachnida, Sarcoptiformes, Oppiidae. The record is from the annotation of a GenBank genome assembly.